This is a messenger RNA of Branchiostoma floridae (Florida lancelet), 3177 nucleotides long. Its product is annotated as sterile alpha motif domain-containing protein 9-like. Gene Ontology annotation, molecular function: protein binding. Lineage: Eukaryota; Metazoa; Chordata; Leptocardii; Amphioxiformes; Branchiostomatidae. The record is from RefSeq and is a predicted model, not a curated record. Gene Ontology annotation, cellular component: cytoplasm. The transcript has a single exon. The coding region runs from base 181 to 1857 and encodes 558 amino acids.
UUGUGCUGAAGCCUUGAUGGGUAUUGAUAAAAACAAAUAUUUGACCAUGAACAUCAUUCUUAGUCCAGCUGUAAAAGUCUUUCUCAUCAAGGUUGAAAGACUCACCUGUGGCAUAGUUCAAGGGUAUAAAUUUGUGGAUCCUGUCUUGGCAAAUGAAGUCUUGAUACAGAUGCUGGAAAUAUGCAGCAGACUUACUCCUCAAUUGCAUGUGAUUUUCUGGAAAGUAGGCUGUUCUCAGAUGCAUACUCAACAAAAGACCUGAUAUUCUUUACCAAGGAAAUGUUGAAGCGUCGUAAGAAGUUCGCAUAUGGAGAUGAAACAGAAACGCUAUUUUCACUGCUUGUUGAGCGCAUCUGUGAGAAAGAGACAUAUCAGUCUGCCUUCGCUGUUCUUCGAAAGGGCUUGGAUAAGUUUGGUGACCCUAUGAUUGCUCAAACCUUAGCACGAUUAUUCACAAAGCACAAUGACUUUUCUCGUGCCCACGAAUUUGCAACGAUUGCUGUUGACUUGGACUCUGAUAACUCAUACCUUUUGGUAACUGCAGGAAAAGUGUAUCAUGAGGAAAUGAUUAAAAACUUUGAAAAGCUUAACAGAAGGAUAAUAACACUAUCCAUGCUCAAGAAUACUAUGUCUCUGGCAAUGUGUGCUGUAAAACAGUACACCCAGGCUCAAGAGGCAAACCGGAGGGGAAAGUAUGCACUGAACUUGCAUUGUUAUCUUGAAGACAUCAAAACCUGUUUUAAAUUCCUGAAUAUGAUGAAUAAAGUAGACCCAUUCAAAGGCAGUAUAGGACAAGCUAUGUUGCAGAGGUAUCUGGUUGAUCCAGACUUCAUCCCAGAUGAAGUACAGGAAGUAUGGAAGGAGUAUCAUAUAUGGAUCAAAUCAAUAAAAGGUAGAAUAGAUGUUUCCAUUGACUUCCUGGAAAAAGAUCUUACAUACAACAAGCAGAGGACAAGGGAUUUAGGGCUUGAGUGGUUUAAGAAAACAUUUUACCAACAUGUGCGGAUCUAUCCUCAGUUCUUUGGAAUGUUAGAAAAUACUGUGAUUGCAAGUGAAGAGGAAAGGAAAAGACUCCUGGCCUGCACAUUACUUGAAGGGCACAAUGUAAACUUUAGUAGAGCCUUUGAUUUCCUGAGAAAGGGUAGGAAUGCUGUUCCCAACUUGGAAAGGGUCAUGGAACUCCUGAGGGGAAUCACAGAGAAAAAUGCCUUUGACUUAGAAGGGUUAGUUUCAAUAUCACUUGCUCUGUCCACAGUUGACCCACAUUCCAAGAAAAUACCAUCAUUUAAACAGGUAUAUGAGUGGUGUGUUCUACUAGCUACUUUGUUACCCUUCUCACUUGAGCCACAUUUCUUUUUGACGAUGUUUCUGUGGCCUAGAGAAGAUAUAGGCAUUGGUUUUGAUCCAGGGUUAUUCAAACUUUCAAAAGAAAGACUAUUGACACUUUACAAAGAGCAGUGUCCCAAAAGUGUUUUUAGACAUGUUCAAGCUUACAAAAGGAUGACCACAACAGGAUUUACAAGAGCAAUGCCAGCAACUAACUUUUUCCUCUCCACUGGAAAGGGACUGCAGUCUUUUCUUCACAUAUCUAGCUUGAGCAUUGAGUCACAGAAAAAUUUUGACAGAGACCAGUUUUGGGAAUCUGACAAAGUGCAAAAAACUUUACGCAGACUUGAAGGAAUGUGCCUUGACACAGGAAAGAUCAGCUUUAGGGUGAGAGAUGGUCCCAGUAUUGAGAUCCGCACAUCCCGUCCCAUUAUGCAAAAGGGGGCCAGUCAAGACAAAGUCAGCUUUUUCCUGGGUUUCAGCUGGGAAGGCCCCAUUGCCUAUCAUGUCAAAGUUCAUGAUGACUUGUAACUGUAUGUUUGAGAAUUGCUGCUACAAUAUACCGUCAUUCUAUAAAACUUGUGAAAUGGCUGCUUUAAGCCAUACAUAGUAUUACGGUAACCCUCAUAAUUGUCGAAUGCAGUGCAAUGCCAGGCAGUGAACCUCAUGACAACCUUCGGCCAGUUCUAAAGUCAUGUAUCAGCCAUUCUGAUACAUGCCUUUCUUUCCUGAGGUGUUUGAAAUGUACCGUUAUCAUAAUUUUGAAAUUCCAGAUCCAGCAGGAGAUUGACUUGUUGUGACCUUACCAGACAUUUUGACAUCUAAAUGAUAAUUCAUUCUGUGACACUAGCAGGGUUAGUCUAUUGUUAUCAUCAAAUUCAUGUACAAAUUUACUGUAUUAUGUGAUCAAAUGCUUGCAAAGUACAUUUUGUAUAUUCCAUGUACAUUUGUCUUUCAAAAUUAUAGUAGUUCCUUUUGGAAUAACAUUUCUGGAUCUGUGUUAGGAUGGUAUACCAGUCUCUACCAGACAAGUACUCUGCAUGGCUAUAUGGAUUAUGAGGGAGAACAAUUUACCAGCAGCUCUCGUGGAUUCACCUAAUUUUUGUCGAAUUCUAUUGUCCAUAUCCAGUGUUUAAAGUCAAUAAGUGAUGGCUAGUAGCAAACCAUUUUUGCUGGCAUAUGGUGGCAAACUUGUAAUGUUUAUAUUGAACAAAAAUGCUGCAAAUAAUUUUUACCAGGAUGAUGUGUAUUACUAGCCUGUAUAUAUAUGCAAAAUGUAAGAACAAGGAGUACACAUUGGAACUUAAGGCCAGUGCUUAGCAUUUUACAACAUGCUUAACAUGACUAUAAUUAGUACAAACUAGUUCAAUGUAGUAUGCAUAUUGUAUGAAUUAUCAGCUGAACUUGAUAACCUAACUUUUGGACAAGUAUGUUUUCCAGCCAGUAUGUCAAGUACAAUGAUGCCUUAUACACAUUUAUAAUAGUGAUUUUUCCCAGAUAUUGUGCCCUCUAUGCUGUGACGGUGUGGCCUGAAAUAGUUUUAAUACUAAAUGUCCAAGGGUUAUUCUCUGCUACAGUGACUGCUAGAGACUAUGGGGCUAGACGCUUUGGGGAUUACAUUUACAAUGUACCCACCUACAGUGACUUGCUAUAGAUUUUUUAUCAUAGAAUUGGCAUAGCUGCGUCACAUUUUGCCAGCACUAAAAAAGGAAUUGUGAUUGUAUACUACCAAAUUAUGUCUAACACAAUGUAUACGUUACAGUGUCAAGUUGAAUAAAAAGAUUAAUUACGCUAUUAACUGAAAUAAUGGGUAAAUGCUGUGUGGUUGAAUAUGUUCAAUAAUUGAAAUCA